AUGUCUUCAUUACAUAUCUCAAUACUUUUUACUUUAUUGACAAUUAUAAUUGCCGAUAAUAAAACGUUUUAUUUCACAAAAUCAAAUUAUGAAUUAUGGUGUCAAGAAAAUAUUCUAUCAAAUUCAUUAUUUCUCUAUCCAAAUCGAAUACCAAUAGGUAUAUAUCGUACAUCAAAUAUUAAAUCUGUUAUUUAUUAUCUUAUUGAUGAUAAUAAUAAUGGUUUAUUUCAAAUAAAAACUAAACGUUUAGCUGACUUUUAUUUUCUUAUUAUUAAUAUAACACGUCCAUUUGAUAUUAAUAGAGAAUAUCAAGAUGUUUAUACACUACGUAUUGAAGCAAAUAUUGUCACAACACAAGAAAAUCUUACUGAACAAACAGAAGUUCGUCUUUAUGUUGCUGAUUCGAAUGAUAAUGAUGGAGUAUUUGAUAUGGAUAUCUACGAACAAAAUUAUACCCAAAUAAUUGACAUUGGUCAAUCAUUGAUACAAUUUCAUGCGAGUGAUGCUGAUGAAAUUCAACAUGCACAAAUAUUUUAUGAAUUAGCAUCAUCUUUAAAUGAAACAUUUUCUUUACAUCCAUAUACAGGUGAAUUAUAUUUAAUAAGUAAAGAAAAUUUAAAAUCUACAUAUGAAUUUGAUAUCUAUGCAUAUGAUCGUUAUCGUAAACGUCUUGUUGAUAAUAAUAUGAAAACUAAAACACAUGUUAAAUUAAAUUUUAAUCAAAUAAAUUUUUUAAAUAAUAAUUUUAAUGAAACUUUUGAAACAAUAUUUAAUCAAACAAUUCAAUAUGAAAAAUUAAUAACAACAUAUGAUAUUGAAAUAAAUGAAAGAAAAUCAUUUCAUUUAUUAAAUAUUCAUCAACCAAUAAUAACAAUAAAUAUAAAAAAUUUUAAUGAAAAAUUUUUUGAAAUUUUUCUAUUAAAAAAUUCAUCAUUAAAUACAAAAAAUUUAUUUAUUUAUAAUAAUAAUAUUUAUUUAAAUAAAUAUUUAAUUGAAGAAUAUAAUUUACAAUUAUUUAUUUGUUUUAAUCAUGGUUAUGAAUGUCAAUAUAUAAAAUAUCGUUAUAUACCAUUAAUUGAUUUUAAUUAUUAUCAAUUUCAUUUUAAAACAAUGAAAAAAAUUUAUUUAGAUGAAAAUUUACCUGUUGAUUCAUUUAUAACACAUAUACAAAUUGAUUAUAAUCAAAUUUCAUAUCAACAAUCAUUAAUUAUAAAUUAUAAAUUAUUAAAUGAUGAUAUUUAUUAUCAAUUUUAUAUUAAUUCUAAAACCGGUAUAUUACGUCUUGCUGAACGUUUAGAAUAUCGAAUAUAUACACUUGAUAUACAAGCUAAUAUACAUUUAUUUAAUCGUCGUUAUUCAAUUGAAACAACAAUAGAAAUACAUGUACGAGAAAUAAAUAAAUAUCGUCCAAUAUUUCGUAAUAAUACACCAACAGAUUUAUUUCAAUUACCAUAUCAAUUUGAAGCAUAUGAUUAUGAUCAAAAUAAACAAACAAAUGGACGUAUAACAUAUCAUUUAUGGAAUUGUUAUAAUAAUUGUCCAUUUCAUAUUGAUCCAAAUAAUGGUAUAUUAAAUUUAAAGAAAAAUCAAGAAAAUUUUGAUAGAAAUAUUAUUUAUUAUUUACGAAUUAUUGUAUUUGAUUGGGGACAACCAAUUAGUUUUCAAAGUAAUCUUGAUAUUCGAAUUGAUUUAUCAUCAAGAUUAAGUAAAAGAUCUUUACAAAGAACACGUGCAUAUUCAAGACGAUGGCGAAAAAAGUCAACAUCUCUAUUAUUAACAACAACAUCAACAACAACAAUGAUUACAGAACUAAGUACAUAUAAGACAACUGUACCUUCACAUAUCGAUACUGUUUAUUUAAAUGUUGGUUUUCGUCAAAAUUUGACAACAUAUUAUAUAUCAGAAGAUAUUGAAAUAAAUACAAUAAUUGAUCGUUUAAAAAUUGAAUAUGAUUCAUUUCCAUUGAAUAUAAAUAAUGAUAAUGAUAAUAUAUUUUUCUAUAAUAUAAAUGAUACAAAUGUACCAUUUAUAAUUGAUCAAAAUGAAAAAUAUUUAAAAUUAAUUGAUAAAAUUGAUCGUGAAAAACAAACAAAAUAUAUAUUUGAAAUCGAACUUAAAUUAAAAUCAAUUUAUUCAAUUAAAUUACAAGAACAAUAUUAUUGUCAAAAGAAAAAUUUAUUUAUUAAUUUUCAAUAUACAAAUAAAUAUUAUCAAAAAAUGUUAAUUAUUAUUUAUAUUAAUGAUAUUAAUGAUAAUAUACCAAUAUGUAAUCAUUUUCAUACACAUAUAAAAUUAAAUGAAAAUGAAAUACAAAAAAAUAUUUAUCAAAUUCAAGCAUAUGAUCCUGAUUUAGGUGAAAAUGGUACAAUAAAUUAUUCUUUACUUGAUUAUAAUCAAUAUUUUUCUAUAAAUUCUUUAACAGGACAAAUUGAUUGUAUAAAAUCAAUAGAUUAUGAAGAAUAUAGAUCUAUUGAUUUACAUAUAAUCGCAUCUGAUCAAGGUUCACAAAUUCAAUAUCAAACAAUAUGUACAACAGUUCAUAUUACAAUAAAUGAUCUUAAUGAUAAUAUACCACGAUUUUUAUUAGAUAAUUAUAUAUUUUAUCUUUUUUCUGAUAUGCCACGUUAUUCAAUAUUUGGACAAAUUAUUGCAAUAGAUUUUGAUAAAAAUGAUCAAUUAAUUUAUUCAAUUAAUCCAAAUCCAUAUAUAACAAUAAAUAUGUAUACAGGUCAUUUACGUUUAAAACAUAAUUUACAUCGUUUACUUGAUCAAAUCUUAAAUGUAACUGUUCAAGUAUCAGAUGGUUUACAUAAAAAUGAAACUUUAAUAUCAAUUUAUAUUAAAUCAUUUCCUGAUGCACAACAACCAAUACUUUUAUCUGAACCAGCAUUUGGUAUAACAAUAAAUGAAUCAUUACCUAUUGAUUCAACAAUAACAAAUAUUUAUCGUCGAUUUCAAAUUCUUUCAUCAACUAUUGAUUUUAUUGAAAUAAUUCAUGAUGAAAUAAAAUUACCAUUUUCAAUUGAUCAACAAGGUUAUCUUCGUUUAACACAUUCUUUAAUCGGUUUAAUACAAUCAUCAUAUUGGUUACCAAUACGUUUAACACGUUAUCGUGCUCAUCCACCACAUACAUAUGUUCAUAUACACAUAUCAAUUCGACAAGAAAAUUUUUAUUUACCACAAUGUAUUAAUAUAUAUCAAAAUGUAAAAAUAUAUGAUUAUUUAAUUGAAUAUCCAUUUGCACGUAUUGAAGCUACAACAAUAAAUAAAAAUUCAUUUAUUGAAUAUACAAUUAUUGAUAAUGAUAAAAAUGAUAAAAUAUUUUCAAUUGAUAAACAAAAAGGUUUUAUACAAUUAUUAACAACAAUACAAAAUAAUCGUCGAUUAAAAUCUGAUUAUUUAUUAAUAAUAAAUGCAUUAGAUAAUCAAUAUAAAUUAUCAGUUAAUUGUUAUUUAAAAAUUCAUCUUAUAAGACGACAACAAUUAAUACCUAAAUUUAUUUAUUCAUCUAUUUAUAAUAUUGAUUUACCUGAAAUACAAUAUCAUAGUGGACGAUUAAGACAACGUUUAUUUCAAAUUAUUGCAUUAUUAGAUACUCAUGUUUAUGAUAAAAAACUUGAAAUACGUUAUAGAAUUGUUGAUUCAAAUCAACAUUUUAUUAUUAAUCGUCAAACUGGAUAUAUUGCUGCAAAACAACCAUUAAAUCCUUAUACAAUAUAUGAAUUUCAUGUUCAAGCAUUUACAGUUGCACAUCAAGAUGAUAUAUUAUCUGAUGGAAAUGAAAAUGAUGAUGAUGAAAAUUCUUAUCAAAGUAAAUCACGUAUAGUUUCACCACGUAAAAUUUUACCAAUAAAAAUUCGUAUAUUACCAAUGAUAUCACUUAAUAAAUCAUUAUUAUCAACAAUUGAUUCAACAAUAAAUAUUGAUAUAUUAAAAACAACUGAAGUUGGUUCAACAAUUUUACAUCUUGGUUUAAAUAAUCGUUAUAAUAAUACACAAUGGUUUAUUAUGAUUGGACAUAUACGUCAUACAAGAUAUUUUCAUGUAGAUUUUCAAACAGGUCAUUUAAUACUUAUACGUCCUAUUGAAGAAUUAAUAAAUCAAACAAAUAUAAUUGAACUUCGUAUUAAUGUAACUAAUGAUUGGAUUAAUAUGAAUACAAUUAAAGUUAUUGUUCGUAUUGUAAAUAAUCGAAUUCCAUCAAUUGACUUUGCUCAAAAAGAUUAUUAUAGUUCAAUAUCAAAAAAUAUUCCAAUUGGUGCUGAAAUAGCACGUUUAACAAUUGAAAAUUCGUCAGAUGAUUGUAUUUAUUCAAUUGAUUCAGUUGAAAGAAUAAAAUCUUAUGAUUUAUUUCGUAUUAAUUCAUAUACAGGUUCAAUAACUGUUAGUAAUUCAUUAGUAAAUUCACCAAGUCAUACACAUCUAUUAAAAAUUAUCUAUCGUUGUGAACAUAAUUAUCAUAUAGCACAUACAAAUUUACAUAUAAAUAUACUUGAUGAAAAAAAUUCAUUAAAUCAAACAAAUAAAUCAUUUCGUUUUAGUCAAGAAAAUUAUUUAAUUAUUUUUGAAACUUCACUAAUUAAAAAUCGUAGAAAAUAUUUAAUGGAUUUUGAAUUAAUUAGUAAUAAUGAUCAUCAAAUAAGAAUAAAACCUGAUGCAAAAAUUCUUCAAGGUGAUCCAUUAGGUUUAUUUUCAAUUGAUUCAACUAAUCAAUCACUUAUUCUUCUUGAUGAAUCACUUGCUCGUUCAUAUAUUUAUCCAAUAACUUUAACCAUAAUUGAUAUAUCACAAAAUGAAUUAAUUAAUGCAACCAUAACAAUUUUUAUAUCAAAUAUUGGUAUACAUUUUCCAUGUCCAUCUUAUCUAAAAUCUUCACCAUAUAUAUUUACUUAUGAAUCUUUAUCAUCAAAAAAUCUUGAUUCUUCAACUAAUUAUGAAUCUAAAUCAAUAAUUAUUCGUGCAUUUGAUCCAUUUACAUCAAUAAAUGGUGAAGCAUCAAAUCAAGCUGAAUGUAUAAUUAAUAAUGAUAUUGAAUAUUCAAAUGAUUUUCAAAUAUAUAAUCAUAAUUUUAUAUUUGAUAAUGAAUUUUUAAUUGGUUAUAUAAAUGAUACAUUUGGUUUAUCAUCAUAUAUCUAUAAUUUAAAACAAGAACCUAUACAAAUACAAAUAAAUAAAAAUAAAUAUUCUCAUAUAAAUUUAUUUGAUAUAAAAUAUUAUUUAUUAAAUUCAUUAAAUAAAAAUUUCUUUCAAUUAGAUGAAUAUUCUGGUUUAAUUAAAUAUAAUUCAUUAAAUAAUUUACAAUAUAAAAAAUAUUCAUUAAUUGUUUAUGCUAAAUAUCAAACAUUAAUAACAUUUAUACGUUUAAAUAUAUUAAUUAAUAAUAAAAAUUUUAAUAGAAAAAAUUUAUUACAAUCAAUAUAUGAAUUUAAAUUAUAUAUACCAUUUGUUAAUAAUUAUACAAUUGGUUAUAUUAAUACAAAAAAUCAAAAUUUAAUUAUAUUAAAUGAAAAUAUUUUACCAAUAAUAUCAAUUGAUUAUACAGGAAGAUUAUUUAUUAAAAAUCGUACAUUAUUAUUAUUAAAUGGAAAUUUUUAUGAUUUUCUUAUACAAAAUGAUGAUUUAGAAAUAAUUCGUAUACAAAUUUUAAUAUUACAACAACGUGAAUAUAUAUAUGAAUGUAAUUUAAAUUAUUUAUAUGAUAUUAAUGAUCAACAAUUAAUUGGUUUUAUUAAUAUAUUAAAUAAAAAUAAUAAUAAUCAAACUGUAUCAAUGUGUUAUGAAAAAUCUUAUUAUCUUUUAAAUUAUAAUCAUUUAUUUCUACUUGAUCGUCAACAUGGAUUAUUAUAUUAUAAAUAUCAAAAUCAAACAAUUAAUGAAGAUUUAUUACUUUUAAUACAAAUUGAUAAUUCACGAUGUUUAAUUACAGUUGAAAAAGAUGUUUUACAAAUAUCAUAUAUGAUGAUUAGAAAUGGAAGUCAAUUACAUAUUGAUAUGAAAGAAAAAUAUCAUAUUGAAAAGUCUUCCGGACAAAUAAAACUACAUAAUAAUACAAUAAUAAAUUAUGAUAUAAUUCCAUCUCAAUCACCAAUAUUUUCAAAAACAUCCUAUGAAUUUAUAUUAAAUAUUACAAAUACAACAAAUGAAAAAGUUUUUAUCGGUCAAAUAUCUGCUCAACCCUAUAAUAUAAAUCGUAGUCAUCUGAUUUAUAAAUUUCUUAAUCGAAAUAAAUAUUUUCAUAUUAAUCAUACUAAUGGUAUUAUUGAAUAUAUACCAUCAAAAUUUUAUAAUAAAACAAUUGAAUAUAUUGAAAUUGUUGCAUAUGAUUUAAUUUAUAAUCAAAGUACAAUAAUUAAUAUAACUAUUUAUAUAAAUAAACAAAAUUUUACAACAAUAAUUUAUCAUAAAACUUUAUCUGAAAUUCUUCCACCUGGUUCAUUAAUAUUUCAAACAAAUUAUUCUCUUGAAGAAAAUUUUCAUUAUUCUCUUCAUGAUUAUAAUUCAAAUUUAUUUAUAAUAAAUUCAACAACAAGUGAAGUAUUUCUACGUAAUUAUUUUAUUGAUAAAUUUUAUUCAUUUAAAAUUUUAAUAAAACCAAUUAAACAAAUAUUUAUUAUUAAAUUAAUAAUAAUUGAUUAUAAUAAUAAUUAUCCUAAUUUUUAUAAUCUACCAUUAAAUUUAUCAUUAUCAUUAUCAAAUAAAUUUUUAACAAAAUUUUCUUCAUAUGAUUAUGAUAUUAAUUCUAAUGAAAAUCUUCAUUAUUAUCUACUUAAUAAAAAUCAAGAAAAAAUUUUUUCUCUUAAUCAAACAAAUGGUAUAUUACAAUUUAAUAAUAAACAAUAUUUAAAUCAAACAAAUAUACAAUUAUAUAUUGGUAUAACAGAUCAUUUUUAUUUAACAAAAUCAUAUAUACAAAUUAAUUUUUAUAAUUAUACAAAAAAUUUACCUAAAUUUUCAUCCGAUGAAUAUAUUUUUUAUUAUGAUCCAAUACGAUCUAUACUUGGACAAAUAAAUGCAUAUGAUAAUGAUUUAAAUGAUGAAAUUUCUUAUGAAAUUUAUAUACAAUCAAAUGAUAUAUCAAUUGAUCGAUAUACUGGUGUAAUUAAAAUUGAAAAAAAUUUUUCACUUAUAAAAUCAUCUAUAGAAUUUUAUGCAUCAGCUAAAGAUUUAGCUAAACAAAUAAGUUAUACGAAAAUAAAAAUAAUCUAUAUAACAGAACCAAAAUUUCGUUCAUAUAUAUAUUAUAUAACAUUAAAUUCAAUAAAUAUAAAAAUUCCAUAUGAAUUAUAUCAAUUUGAUAUUGUUGAUUUAUUUAAUCAACCAUUAAAAUCUAUAAAAUAUCAAAUAAAAAAUCAAACAAAUAUAUUUGAUAUAAAUGAUAAUAAAUUAAUAUUAAAAAAUAAUUUAAAUUUAACAAAUAAUUAUUUAUUAAAUAUAAAUGCAUAUUGGAAAAAUUUUAUUAUACAAACAUUUAUACAAAUACAAUUUAUAGAAAAUUUUUUUAAAUUAAAUAAAAAUUUUUAUGAAUUUAAUAUAGAAAAAAAUUUUUUAUAUAAUCAUUAUCUUAUUGAAACAUUUAAUAUGAAUGAAAAUAUAAAUUUAAUUAAAAUUAUAUCAACACCAUUAACUAAAUAUGAUUGUAUAGAAAAUUUUUAUAUUAAAUUUGAUCAAUUAUUAUUUAAAACAUAUCCAAUAUUAAAUGAUUUAUGUUUUUUUGAAUUAAAUUUUAUUAAUUAUCAAAAUUUAACUAUUUAUUCAAGUCAAAUUAAAAUUAAUUUUAUUAAUUCAUAUUUAAAACCAAAAUUUUCAUCAAAUAUUUAUUAUUUUUAUUCAAUAAAAAAAGAAAAUCUAUUUCGAAUAUUUGCUUUUGGUUCAAAUUCAAUUCAAUAUAAAUUAGAUAAUAAUUCAUAUGGUUUAAUUAUUAAUCAAAUUGAUGGUUUAAUUACAUUUAAAUAUGGUUUUGAUUUAUUUAAAAAUAUUGAUUAUAUACAAUUAAAUGCUUAUGCUAUUGAUGAAAAAACAUUAUUAAAUGAUACUACUUUAAUUCAUAUUUCAUUUAAUGAAGAACAACAAUUUGAAAUACCAACAAAUUAUUCACAAAUAUCAUUAUGUCCUAAUGUACCGAUUUUACUUUUGGAUCAAAGUUUACCUGGUACAGUCAUUCAAGAUGUUAGUUUUGAUAAUAAUAGUAUUCCGUAUAAUUAUUAUAUUCUAUCGGGAGAUAAAUACGGUCUAUUUGCUAUAAAUAAUCUUGGUCAACUUUAUUUAACUUCACCAAUGCUUAAUAAAACAUCUGAAGAAUAUUUUGAAUUAACUAUUCUUAUAUCAUCAGUAUCAUCAUUACUCUAUUGUCGUACUAAUAUAUCAAUUAUUCGAACACCUAAUUGGUCAUAUUUUAUUUGUCCAGCAAUACCAAUUGAAUGGAUGAUUGAAGAAGAAUCUCCAAUAGGUACAAUAAUUGGUACAGUCAAAGAAAUUUUAUUAGAAAUAAAUAAUUCUUCACAAUUAAUUGAUCAAAUAUCUAUGAAAUUAAAUAAUUCUAAUAAUGAUGCACAAUCAUUUCUUCUUAAUUCUCAAACAGGUAUAAUAACAUCAAAUUCACGUCUUGAUUAUGAACAAAAAAAAUCUUAUUCAUUAUCAAUAUUACUUGAACCAAAUGAAUUAAAUUGUUUAAUAUUAAUUAAUAUUAAAUUAAUUAAUAUAAAUGAUAAUCCAAUAAUUUUUGAUUUAAAUUCAUUAAUAUAUAAUAUAACAGAAAAUAAUAUUUUUCCAUAUUAUAUUGGUUGUAUACAUUUAAUUGAUAUUGAUCAAUUAUAUUCUUAUAAUUAUGAAUUUUAUCUUAAAAAUAAAACUAUAACACAAAUUUCAAUUGAUUAUAUAACUGGUUCAAUAAUAUUAUAUGAUAAACUUGAUAGAGAAUAUCAUGGUUCACAAUUAGAAUAUGAUAUAAUAGCAAUUGAUAAUAAUAAUAAUAAUAAAGAUAAUAUAUUAACAAAUAAAUUAAUCAUUUUAAUAAAUGAUAUAAAUGAUCAUGGACCAAAAUUUGAUCAAAAUUAUUAUACAAUUAAUAUAAGUAAAUCACUUCGACCUGAUACAAUUAUAUUUCAAAUAAAUGCAACAAGUUAUGAUCCAAUUAUAAAUGGACAUAUAAUAUAUGAUUUAAUUAAUUCAUCGGAUUAUUUUUAUAUUAAUCAACAAACAGGUAUAAUUCGUUUAAAAAAAUAUCUUCUAUCAACAAUUAUGAAUUUUACAUUAUUAAUUAAAGCAUUUGAAUAUGAUAUUAAUUUAACUGAUUAUACAAAUUUAUUUAUAACAAUUAUUAAUGAUGAUAAUAUAUAUUUUAAUUUUAAUAAUAAUAAUAAUAAUAAUAUAAAUUGUUCGAUUGAAGAAAAUAAAAUUAUUGGUACAAAUAUUUGUACAAUUGGUUUUGAUUCAAAUGAUUUUAUUUAUGAAUUAAUUGAUCAUAUGAAUUAUUUUCAUAUAUAUAAAAAUAAUGGAACAAUUAUUAAUAAUAAAAUAUUUGAUUAUGAAAUUGAUCAACAUGAAUAUAAUAUUAGUAUUAUUGUUAAAGAUCGAGAAAAUCAGUCUAUUAUAUUAUCUUCACUAAAUCUAACAAUUUAUAUUUAUAAUAUCAAUGAUAAUAAUCCUGAAUUUCUAAAUAGAAAUUUAACAACAAUUCUUUAUUUAUUCUAUCCAUCAUUAAAUACAAUUAUUCAUACAAUUGAAAUCAUAAAUAAAGAUCAAUUAAAUUUAAAUAUUGAAAUUCUUAAUGAUACAUAUUCAUCAUAUAAACUUCAAACAUCAUUAAAUUUUGCUGAACUUAUUCUAAUUGAUUCUAUAUUUAUCGAUCGUGAAGAUUAUCUUAUUAUACGUUUAUGGAAUAAUAAUAAUAAUAUAUCUUAUUCUAUGGAUUUAUAUAUACAUUUAAUAUAUGCUCAACGUUCUAUUGAUUAUCCAAUAAUAAUUCCUCAAACAAUUGAUGGUUAUAUAAAUAUUGAUGAAAAUUUUUCAUUAAUUAAUUUUGGUCAAUUAUUUAUUAAAAAUCAUUCUGAAUAUAAAUUUAUUUAUUUUAAUUUAAAAUCUAAUGAAUAUUUUUUUCUUAAACAAUUAUCAAAUAAUCAAACUGAACUUUAUUAUAAUUCAUCAUUACAAAAAUAUUCUCAACAACAACAACAACAACAAAAAUAUCGUUUAUUACAAUAUCAAAUUGAAUUAAAUGUUAUUGCUAUAAAUCAAUCAAUACCAAUAAUAAAUUUUUCACAAAAUUUUAUAAUACAUUUUACAAAAACUUCAAAUUUAUUAUUAAAAACACAUUUAAUUGAUUUACAUUUAUGGCCUAUUGAUCGUGAAAUGUUAGAACGUUCAUUAUCAAUAAUAAUUAAUUUAAAUUCUCAUACAACAUAUGAACAAUUUAUUAUUUAUAGUUUACCAUUAAUACGUGAAUAUUUAUCUGAUAUAAUUGGUGUUAAUAUACGUCAUGUACAUAUAUAUACAUUUGAUUUAAAAAAUGAACAACAAAUUGAAUUACUUAUUGCUAUUAUACGUUAUCCAUCACGUUUACGACCACCACGUUAUAUACAUAAAAAAUUACUUUAUAAUGCAUUAAAAAAUAUAACAAAUUUAUUUGAAAAAAUUCCAAAUAUUAAAUCAAUUGAAAAAAUAUUUAUUAAUCAAUGUGAUUUUAAAUCAUGUGAAAAUAAUGGUCGAUGUACAAGUCAUAUUAAAUUAAUUAAUCAACAAUAUAAUUAUUUUUAUUAUAAAACAUAUCAACGUUUAAUACCUAAAUAUCAAUGGAAUAUUAAAUGUUUAUGUUUAAAUCAUUAUUAUGGACAAUAUUGUCAAUAUAAACAAAAUUAUCAAUCACCAUGUUUAUCAAAUCCUUGUUCAUCAUUAGAAAGAUGUAUUGAAGAAAGUUCAACAUUAUAUACAUGUCAAUGUAUUGAUGAACCAUGUAAUAAUAAUGAAAUUUUAUUAGAAAAUACAUUAGAUUGUAUUAAUAUUAAUUCACCAACAUGUCGAGAUUCAUCAAAUACUUUAACAUUUGAUGGUUAUAGUUUUGUUCGUAUGAAUAUGACAAUGAAUUUAACUGAACAUAUAAAUCUAACAUUCACAUUUCGUACUCAAGUUUCACAAGGAAAAUUACUAAAAUUAAUAACAUAUGAUGAAAAUAAUCAACAAAAUUUAUUAAUCAUUCAAAUAAAAGAUGGUUAUAUUAAUUAUCAAUUAAAUAAAAAAAUUCUUUUUCAAUUAAAUGAAAUAUUAAUAAAUGAUAGUUUAUGGCAUCAUAUUUAUUUUUCAAUCGAUUAUAUAUCAAAUAAUAAUAAUAAUAACUAUUAUUAUUAUUAUCAUAUACGUCUUGAUCAUGUAUUUAGUAGUAAAAUUCAUAUAUCACAAAAAAUUUUAUUAAAUGAAAUAAAAGAAUUUAUUAUUGGUAAUGAUUUUCAUGGUUGUUUAGGAAAUUUAACAAUAAAUAAUCAAAUAAUUUAUUUACAAAAACAAAAUAAUAAUCAUUUAAUUGAACAUAUUGGAACAAAUAAUGGUUGUCAAUUAGCUGAAAUUGAAACACGUACAUUAAGACAUUAUACAAUUAAAGAUGAUAUUUGUUCAUUAUAUCAUCCAUGUUAUCAUGGUGGUUUAUGUUUAAAUCAAAAUAAUAAAUAUGGUUUAAGUUUUACAUGUAAUUGUUUAAAACCACGAUUUUCUGGUCGACAAUGUCAAUAUGAUUUACAACCAUGUUUAAGUUAUCCAUGUUUAUUUAAUGAACAAUGUAUUUCAUCAUCAUCAUCAACAAUAGAUCAUUUAAAUCAAUCAUAUACAUGUAUAUCAUCAUUAAUUAAUUUACCAAUAUCAACUAGAAAUUCUUUAUAUAUUGGUUUAGCUUUAAUUUUUUGUACAUUUAUAUUAUUUUUUUUACUUUGUCUUUCGUUAAUUAUUUAUUGUCAACAACAACGAAAAGAUAAAAAACGAAAUGAAAAUAUAAAUCAUGAUAAACCAUUUGUAUCAGCACCAUUAUUAAUACAAAAAUCAUCACCAAAAACAACAAAUACAAUUGAAAGUCCAAUACAAACAUUAUUAAAAUUAAAUCAUAAUGGAAAACAAACAAUUGAAACUAUGGCACUUGUUGAUCAUAAUAAUCAUCAACAAACAAUAAUGAAUAAUUUUAAUGAUAAAGCAGUUAAUAAUCAUUUAAAUAAAUCAUCACAAUCAAUUGAUAAACAUCAAUAUCAAUCUCAUGAGUCAUUAAGUCGUCGUCAAAGUGAUCCGAAAUAUUAUUCAACAAUUGGAAGAAUGAAUAUUCCACCAGAUAAUUUUCUUAUUCAUUAUAAUAGUAUUGAUUAUGAUAGUACACGUAUGCCACUAGUUGAUCCACAAGCAACAGAUUUAUUUGAUUUUCCAGCAUCACCAACAAAAUAUUUCAAUGGUCAUAAUGAUGAAAAUCCUAAUACUUAUCAAACGGGUUUAAAUUCAUUGUCUAAUUUAACUGAAAAAUUAGCUGAACAAAAUGAUAUUGAUUUAACACAAUCAUCCAAUGAUUCAUCAAAUAAUGAACAAACAUUACUAACAUCACCAAUAAUAAAUAGUGAACGUAAACGUUCAUUAUUUAAUGGUGGUAGUACACAUAGUAUACGUGCAUCAACAUCAUCAUUACAAAAAGCACCUGUUUAUGCUAAAAUUAUUAAAACAUCAUCAAAACCAACAAAUAGUAGUGGUAUGAGUACAAUUGAACGUCUUCGUUUAAGUGGUUCACCACUUCGUCUUCUUUCAUCAUCACCAACAUAUACACGUACAACAUCAUUUUUAAAAUCAAAUACAAAUAAUGACAAUAAUAGUUUUCAAACAUCAUCAUCAUCAUCAAUAAAACAUAAUAAAAUCAAUACAACAUCAUGGAAAUUAAAUCCAAGAAAAUUAGAUAGUUUAAAAGCAAGACGUAAUAGUCGACAUACAGAUGAUGAUGAUGAUGAUACUAAUAAUAAUAAUAAUACGAAUAAUAAUGAAACAAGUCAAUUAACAAUGACAACAACGAUAAAUCGUUUUAGACAUGCAAGUGAUUCUGAUUUAACUAAAGAACAUAUGAACGGAAAGAAAUCAACUAAAUUAUCAUCUUUUUUUCAAACUGAAGUAUAG
Molecule: messenger RNA, 13122 nt
Organism: Rotaria sp. Silwood1
Lineage: Eukaryota; Metazoa; Rotifera; Eurotatoria; Philodinida; Philodinidae
Source: the annotation of a GenBank genome assembly